This is a messenger RNA of Punica granatum (pomegranate), 736 nucleotides long. The record is from RefSeq and is a predicted model, not a curated record. Lineage: Eukaryota; Viridiplantae; Streptophyta; Magnoliopsida; Myrtales; Lythraceae.
UGAAUCUCUAGACCAUACAGUAGGAUUAGGUCUUUACCAAUGGAAUCCCCGAUAAUCGUCAGGAUGAUCCUGCUUAAGACUGCAAUGGCUUUGCUACUCGUCUCGUCUCCCGUCGCCGCUCAGGAAAUCGAACUCGUCAAGGAGGUAUGUGGGAAGACCUCGGUGCGGUACGAUGACUGUACGGAGGCGCUGUACGACUUCCAGACGGUGACAACUAAGGACCUCCGGGCCCUCACCAUGCUGACCCUAAACUUGGCCAUGGCCAACUCCUCAGAGGCAAUGGGCUUUGUCAGCGGCAUGGUCGAGAACUCGCCACCAGCGAUGAAGCCUGUGCUGGACUCGUGCUUCGGCUUCUUAUACGGCUCCUACUUCAGUUUCCACUCGGCCAUCCUCGACAUCAACAUGGGGGGUAAGUCGACUGCCGCCUCGCUUAUCACCAAUGCCCUGGCCGGGCCUGCUGACUGCCGGACGGCAAUGGAGCUAGCCAAAGUCAGCAUUCCGGCGGUCCAAACCCGAUGCAAUAACGUGGAGUUCUUUGGCAAAAUCUCCUACACUGCUACUUCAAUGCUCACCAAAACGGGCAGUUGAUUUAUAUAUAUAUCUAUACCGCUAUAAAGUAAGAAGGGAUUAUAUAAGAUUCAAUCUCAACUUGCCAACGUUAUCCUACCAAUGUAAUUGCACUCAUUCUGCACCUUUAAGGUGGAAGAUUAAAGUUUACCAUGAAUUCUCGAACAUG